ACAAACCACCCACACCGAGUUUUAAAAAGGAAGUAUUUCAGUUUGAGCCAAAACUAUUGGAGUGACUCACAAUUGGUAGCAGACAUUCAAAUCAAAUGUCCUCUUUUGAGAUGCAAAAAACCCCACAGCUGUAUUAUCCGAUAUUUCAGGCUGCAGUGGGUGCCUCUCGCUGCCGGUGUGGGCUCCAGCUGAUCCGAGUGAGAAUGAUUCAGAGAGGCGUCGACUUGAAUUGACAGACGACAGCAAAGCCAAGUGUGUCAUCAAAUGGCAGCUAGCAACUCCGGUUUCAUGUCGGACCUGUCUGAAUGGAGGAGACUAUAAGAAGGGCGUUAUGGCCAUGGAGAGCAGUUUGUGGAGUACCUGCGACUACAGCCACAAUGUCACCUUCUUCUACAACUUGGUGGGUAAGAAGAUCAGCGUGGAGUGGGCGCCGCGGGACGUGCUUGUGAUUGGACUGGGCUUGACUGUAUGUCUCAUUGUAGUCCUGGCCAACCUGAUGGUGAUGGCGGCCAUCUCCAUGAACCACCGCUUCCACUUCCCCAUCUACUAUCUCCUAGGCAACAUGGCUGCAGCUGACCUGUUUGCAGGGAUCGCCUACGCCAACCUGAUGCUGCACACGGGCCCCUGGACCAGCACCCUCACCAAGGAGCAGUGGUACAUCCGAGGGGCUUUGAUCGACAUCAGUCUGACGGCCUCGGUGGCCAACCUUCUAGCAGUUGCCGUGGAGCGCCACCAGACUAUAAUCACCAUGCAGCUUCACAGCAAGAUGACUAAGCGGCGGGUGGUGCUGCUGAUGGUCUGCAUCUGGGCUGUGAGCAUCGUCAUGGGGCUGGUGCCCUCGCUGUUUUGGAACUGCGAGUGUGACCUUGAGGACUGCUCCACCGUCGCUCCUCUCUACAGCCGCCGCUUCCUCAUCUUCUGGGCAGUUCUCAACCUGCUCACAUUCUUCAUCAUGGUGGCCAUGUACACUCGUAUCUUCUUCUAUGUGAGGUACCAGAUUUCACACAUGUCCCAGCACAGCUCGGAGAUAAGGCACAGGCAGACUGUUUUCAACCUGAUGAAGACUAUCUCCAUUGUACUGGGCGCCUUUGUGAUCUGCUGGAUGCCCGGCCUCGUGACGCUCUUACUGGACGGGCUGUUGGGCAAAGCCAGUCACGCCAACUCCUACGAGAAGUUCUGUUUGGUCAUAGCAGAGUGCAACUCUCUGGUCAACCCCAUCAUCUAUUCCUUGCGAGACGAGGAGAUGCGGAGGACGUUCAAGUGGAUCCUGUGCUGCCUGUGUGGGAGGGGGGGGGACAAGCAGAUGGAGCUUUCACCUGUCGAGAUGAACCCCCCACUGACAGAGGAAGCUCUUGGCUGUGUCCAGAAAUCAGAAGAUCUGGCCGUCUGUCCAGAAACAAACAAUAAAGAAUCCAGCUGGACGAUACCGGGGGUCUGAUGUCUGUAGGCCUGCAUCUCAAACAAACCGACGACACGUCGUGUAAAAUCCUUCUUCGUAUUUUCUGCCAAAUGACCUGUCAUAUGUUUGCAAUUGUAAAAGAUAUAUAUAUAAAGAUGCAUCUUUUGAAAAUAAUUGUAUCCAUGUCGAACCAAUGCUUUCAUUCCUCAGUUUAGCGUUUCCUCAGUCUGACGAGGCGGACAGAUCCACAUGUUGAUCCUCGAAUGGUGCAAUCUCUCCUUUUAUUACAUUUGACUAUCACAAGAGCAUUUGUGACAAAUGAUAAAAUGAAACACUCCUAAAAUCUGAAAUGAAAUACUGAAAAAUCACACUAAAUCAUUUUAUUAAUUUUCUAAUAAGAACACUACAAUUUGUCAUAUUCUUCCUUUUUGUUUUACUCUUUCUAGAACAAUUCUAAAGUUGAGGUAUAAAAGGAGUUCAUACAGACUCACAAGUCUGAAAACAGUGGGGGUUAUAUACAAGAGAAAUGGAAAGACAGAGGUAGAGAGAGGGGUAAAUACAAGGGAAAGAGGGGAUACGAAUAUACUAAUAAAAAAAGAAAUCAAAAAGGUUUACGAAGCCAUUUGGCGCGGUGGAAGUCAUUUCAGAAUCUAAACGAGAUUCAAACAUGAUUAACCGUAAAAACUUGAAGAUUUGCAGAUAUGUUGAAAAAAUUCAAGGGACCACAUGUUUGUCUUGAAGUGUUUCUCAUAAAUGCUUUUUGCUCUUCUCAUUAUGUUUGAGGUGAGUUGACAUGAAAAGAGCAAAUCGUAGACCAUCUGCUUUACGGUGAAGGUCUCUGGAUUCAGGGUGUAUCAAGAAUUGUAACCAUUUUAAAUGACGUUGAAGUUAACCUAAUCCCUCAAAGAUUAAGUAUGAACUUCCUCUCAGUUGUAAGCAAAUAUACUGCUUGCAUAUUCUUACAAUAGUCAGGCAUUACAAAUUAGUUUCUGGGAUUAAAUGUCUACAAAACCGGCAACAUCUGCACAUUUACAUGAAGUCAUGUCGGAUCAGUUUGAAGCCUCCGGAGCAAAACUGAAUGACCCUCCGUGUAACUAUUAAAGCUUUUGUAACUCCGUAAACCUAAACUUGAAUACGAUAAAACUAUUUGAUACCUCUUUUAGAAAACUAAAUAGAUUUAGGAUUGAAUGACAAAACAGAUGGGUGAAUAUUCUGAGAAUUGUGGAGAAGGUUGAGACUGAUGGGAAAGGUUACCCAUGAGGCUUUAGGGCAGAGUACACCUACUAUUGUCUAGGUGUAGAAUUGUCUUUCCACAGCACCAAAUGUCACACCUGUAAACCCUCCAGCCACGCGGCUAUGUAACAAAAGACCUAAAUAAUAUUCAAAAUGGAUAGUUAUCGUGAAUCCUGUCACACAAAGGCCAAAUAAAACUGGCAUCUCAACCGAACAACAAAGUUUAUAAAAGGAAAAAAAAAAAUACUGAAACAUUACACAAACUGUACAGUGACAUCCAUUACAACAGGUAGAAAAAGGGGGGCAUGAUAAUUUGGUGUGGCGAUAACGUUAUUCAUAAGAUACAGUCGUAUGAACCGCGAUGAGUAACAAAACAAUAAUCAGAUGUGGGAUACAACAUGUGAUUAGCUCAAGUUUUGUUCUGUAACAUAAUUCAAGAAAGUCUUGACGGACACUGCAUAAGGCUUUACCUUACUUUCAAAAUACUUUGUUAAUCACAUAAAAGUUAAUGUAUAAAAUAGUUCCAAAGAAUGAAAAAACGUUGCAGGUUUGUCUUAAACACGAGUUAAGAGUUUCACUACCCCCCCCAGUGCUGCCUCUUUUUUGGUAAAAGAGGAGAGAGAGAAGCUCUUGCCCAAUUGGCCGUAUAACUAUAAACAAAUGGUGGUUUUAACAGGUGUUAGGGGAAGGGUUACAGAGCAUAACUGAUACGCUCACAAUCAAAAUAGAGCUGUGAUAUGACAGUCCUCACUCCACCCACCCUCCCAUGAUGCCCCACAACAAAAGCCCCAAGAGUCAAAUCAAGUUGAGGCAUGACAACACCACACAGAGACACAGAUACAAAUAUAAUUCCCUCCUCUCCUCGAACUCAAAAGGUGGCUGUGCACCAACGUUAGAGACACACAGAGUAGCAUUAUUACAUUGCUGAACGUGGUAUUUUUGGUUUUGACACAACAGAAGGUUGUAGUGUGUUGCCUCGGGCUAACAAGCUUAAAUGUUUUCCAGAUGGGGAGCAGUGGACCCCACCUGGAGUGUCAUUGGCUGGCGGAAGCACCCAGUCUCUACAAUGCUUACAAAGGUCAGAGGGCACCAGCCAGUGUGACGAAGACAUCCCAAGAGCACUGUACACACGCCCACACACAGACACACACAUCAUAGCAAUACAUGAUGCACUUUUUCCUUUUUGGUCUGACUGUAAUAAUUAUACCCUUUAUUAUUAUUAUUAUUAUUAUUAUUUUUUGUUAAUAAAAACGAAGCUAAAAACUUGGAAGGUUAAAUGAAAACAAUAAUAUCACGCCUAGGAGUCCUACAUGCAUGGAAGACGGUCACGUUUCUAAAGUCAUGUCACGUUUGUCCCAAUAACACAUCAAUGCCCCACAAUCGUUCCACCUUCUCCUCCUCACGUCACUUAGAUGCUUUAUUGAGCUCAUUUUUGGUGGCGGCUGGUGCAUUCUUGGUGAAACAGCAUUAGAAAAUAGCCUACAAUCAAAUAAACUAGUGGACAGAAA
Messenger RNA from Notothenia coriiceps (black rockcod), 4140 nucleotides. RefSeq names its product lysophosphatidic acid receptor 2a (gene lpar2a). NCBI's taxonomy places the organism in Eukaryota, Metazoa, Chordata, Actinopteri, Perciformes, Nototheniidae. The transcript is spliced from 4 exons. The record is from RefSeq and is a predicted model, not a curated record. Gene Ontology annotation, biological process: G protein-coupled receptor signaling pathway. Gene Ontology annotation, cellular component: membrane. The coding region runs from base 332 to 1438 and encodes 368 amino acids. Gene Ontology annotation, molecular function: lysophosphatidic acid receptor activity.